Molecule: messenger RNA, 912 nt
Organism: Leptidea sinapis
Lineage: Eukaryota; Metazoa; Arthropoda; Insecta; Lepidoptera; Pieridae
Exons: 2
Coding region: 144-746 (200 amino acids)
Source: RefSeq, a predicted model, not a curated record
ACAGUUACGGUCUUUUUAUUUCAAUUACGUGACUUCCUGUUUCAAUAUCGAGACUGAAUCAUUACAGAUUGUUAUGUAAACCAACUUGCCGGAGUCGGAUGAAAUAUGUUAUUUAAUCUACCCACUGAGAUAAGGCGGCUGUUAUGAGCACAGCACUCUGUUUGGCUUCCCAUCAUUCUCACACGAUACCAGUGGAGGGAUAUGAAACGGAGCUGCACGAUCUCGGUGAACAUGUUCAUAUACCUGAAACUCCGGUGAGAGUGAUUAAAAUCACCAAAACCGUUGCGGUCAAAGUACCCGUGCCCUAUCCAGUGAAAGUUGUUGAAAAAGUGCCAUAUCCAGUUCACAUUAACAGGCCCUACCCCAUCCCCGUGCCUCACAUAGUAAAAGUGCCUCACGCGAUUGCACCGAAAGCAGCUGAAUAUACAAUUGAUGGUGGUCAAGAACAUGGCCACCCCCACCAGCAUCAGGGAUAUCAAGUCCAAGAAAAUGAAUACCAUGAAGACGGCCCCCAUCCUUACCAAUACGCUCCUUACAACGGUGUUCAAGGUGACAGCUAUAACAAUCCCUCGGGUCAGUUUGUUAAAGGAGCUUCUGACAACUCUUACAACGAGCCCAGCGAUAAUUACGGAAAUGACGAUCAAGACAUUCACAAUACACUCGAGUCGAAAAAUUACAACGUGGCCAUUCAAAACUACCUAAACGGUUUGAAUUCGAAUAUAGCUAGCCACAACAAAAAUUACUAAAACGCUAUUAAUGUGUUUGGGUAUUAAAUUUGUUGUUAGGUAUGUAACAAUAUGAACUUUUGUUUGUCUCAUUGUUUCGCCAUGUUUAUAUGUUUUUAGUGAGCGUUGUGCAUAUGUGUUGUUUUUAUUCAUAAUUAUUGUUACUAGAUGUGUAGUUAUUAUAAUU